AUGAGAAUUCUAACAACUACCAAACAUCACAACCAGCUUAAAACUGGCAUGCCUGUUGUUAGAUCUGUCAUCUUAGUGUCAACUAGAGUAGGGGCUUACGCGACUGGACGAACCACAAAAUUCGAGAAACAUGACACGCACAUGUCUAAAUUCACAUUUUCAGGGCAGACAAUAUCUAUUACUUGUUGUAAGAAGGUUGAUCAUGAGGUUGCACGUGAACUUCAGUGGUACUCCGUGGAGAAAGUAAGUGACAAACGACACGCAAGUGUGCUGUGCAAAAAUGAAAGAAGCUUCAGUGACUGUAACUGUAGAGAAGAUCGGAUAGACAUUGUUUCCAUCAGGAAUAUGCUCAGUAAUCUCGUCACUUUUGAAAUACGAUAUUAA
Messenger RNA from Brugia malayi, 384 nucleotides. RefSeq lists its product as uncharacterized. The transcript has 2 exons. The coding region runs from base 1 to 384 and encodes 127 amino acids. NCBI's taxonomy places the organism in Eukaryota, Metazoa, Nematoda, Chromadorea, Rhabditida, Onchocercidae. The record is from RefSeq and is a predicted model, not a curated record.